This is a messenger RNA of Brenthis ino (lesser marbled fritillary), 1176 nucleotides long. The record is from the annotation of a GenBank genome assembly. NCBI's taxonomy places the organism in Eukaryota, Metazoa, Arthropoda, Insecta, Lepidoptera, Nymphalidae.
AUGACGAAUAAGGAGAAAAAUGGCAAAAUGCCAAAGGAAAGAUCGAAAGUAGACAGUUGCAACGCGAUAGCAAGGAUUUUGAAGGACUUUUGUAGCUGUUCAGAAAACGCUGCUUGGUCGCCUGAUAUGACAUCGGAGAGAAAAGGGCCGUUUUUGAAAAGUGAGCUUACAAACAUGUCAGGCAUGCGCCGGCGCAUCAUGACAUUAGCGAAGAGAAAAAAUAAAAAUGUGUCACCCGAACCCAAAUUAAGUCGUGAUACAUUUGACAAGUCUGAAACUCUUACAUCGAACCUAAUAAAUACAACAGUAAGCUCCCAUAAUAGCACCAUAAGGAGAAAUAUUGAUAAUUUUCUGAUUUCUAGACGAAUGGUCGCCUUAGAUGAAGAUUUGUAUGAAAAACCUAUUCAAGUUCAAGUUAAAAACUCAUCGUGUGGUGAUAACUGGUCUUUGAGUAAAGCUUGGAAAAACAAUAAUUUGGAUUUCUUUAGUCGAUCACCAAGUUCAGACUCUAAUCGAUUAAUUGAAAGGAAAGCCACUUUGGAGAGAAUUGAUGAGGUGCCAAAAAGGAAAAAGCGGGAUAGAAAAUUAAAAGAACAAAUAAGGUAUGAUAGAAAUAUCAAACGUCAUAUAAGAAUACGGGUUAUGUUGUCUCUGAGGAUGCGACGAUACGUAAAAAAGAGGUUAAGAAAACAAAACAUGCCCGCAAAUCAAACAGCCCACGUUCCUCCUAGAAAGUUUAUCCGUGGCGCCCCAGCGGUUUCAAGCUUUGGUACAAGGUCGUACAGAAGUGUUAUGACUGAUAAGAAUAGUGAUGGGACAGUGUUGUUCGAUAUUCAUGAAGCUAGAAAUUCUACGUUAGAAUUGUGCCACGAUUAUAGUGAGGACCUCGAUACAUUGGAUAUCGCCUUACGCGCCGGAAAUUUUAGGAGCGGUCGGUUAGCUGUCGAGGGUUGGUGGUGCGGGCGCGCAAUGGCCGGUGGGCGUGCAAACAACGGAGCCCUAGCGCUGCACUAUGCAGCUGCUCGGGGCUGUCUAGAUUGCGUGCGGUUGUUGGCGAAUACUACACCGGAUGUAUCAUUACUAGAUCGUUACAAUGCUUUGGUCACAGCUCUAAUAGAUCCACUGAAGCGCAGUGAUGUAUAUGGUCUUCUGGUCAGCAUAUUACAUAGCUGUUUA